Mercenaria mercenaria is the source of this 1380-nucleotide messenger RNA. RefSeq lists its product as uncharacterized. The transcript has a single exon. NCBI's taxonomy places the organism in Eukaryota, Metazoa, Mollusca, Bivalvia, Venerida, Veneridae. Bases 1 to 1380 code for a protein of 459 amino acids. Gene Ontology annotation, biological process: DNA integration. Gene Ontology annotation, molecular function: nucleic acid binding. The record is from RefSeq and is a predicted model, not a curated record.
AUGGAUAUACAUGUACAUGCUGUUAUGUCCAAUUUCCCAGUCAGUGAUCAGAAAAUGAGACAGAUCAGAGAUGUUACCGAGACAGACCCACAGUCACGUACCCUAAAACAAACAAUUUUUGAGGGUUGGCCUGACCAACGAACAGACUGUCCAGAAUCUAUCACAGAAUUUUGGAACUUUAGGGACGAAAUGUCUGUUGUAGAAGACAUUAUUCUAAAAGGGUCGAAAAUCUAUAUACCAAAAGGGCUGAGAAGCGAAAUGCUUGACAAAAUUCACAGUGCACAUUUAGGCAUUGAGAAAUGUACACAAAGAGCUAAGGAGAUAAUGUUUUGGCCAAAAAUGUUUAAUGACAUAAAACAGAGAGUUAUGGAAUGCCCAGUAUGUCUUGAACAUCGGUCAGAAAAUGUGAAAGAACCUAUGAUUCAAACACCUUUGCCUGAUAGACCAUGGCAGACAGUUGCAACCGACAUAUUUACAUGGCAAGGUAAAGAUUUCAUUGUUCUAGUUGAUUACUACAGUAGGUACUUUGAGCUUAGUCAGUUAACAAGCACAAGAGCUCAAAAUAUCAUCCAGAAACUGAAAAGCUACUUCAGUAGACAUGGAAUACCUGAAACCCUGAUAAGUGACAAUGCUAGCUAUUACACGUGUCAAAGCUUUGCUGAUUUUGCUAGAGAAUGGGAUUUUAACCACAGAACGUCAAGUCCAACGUACAGCCAAAGUAACGGCCUUGCAGAAAAAUUUGUUUCUAUUUGCAAAAAUUUGCUUACUAAGUCCACACAGGCGGGUACGGAUCCCUACAUAGCACUUCUUGAGUACAGGAAUACCCCUUUAGCUUGUGGUAAGACACCUGCACAGUUGCUUAUGUCUAGACAGCUUAGGUCAAUUUUACCAGUAAUGGAUUCAAACCUUGAACCCAGAAUACCAGACAAAUCGAGUGUCCGAAACAAAAUGCAGAACAUAAAAAACAGGUCAAAAUUUUACUAUGAUAGAUCUGCCAGACCCAUGAAAUCCCUUGAAAAAGGUGAAGGUAUUAGGAUAAGACAAGGUAAAACUUGGCAACCAGCUGUAGUUUCUAAACAGGUUAAUGAUAGAUCUUACAUUGUGAGGACAGAGGAUGGUGGUAUGUACAGAAGGAAUAGACGUCAUUUAUUAAAAUCGCAUGAGAAGCCAUUUGAUGAAAUUGAUUUUCCAUCACUUCCAGCUACCCCACCAGCUCCACCCCUGAAUUUUCAAACUCCACAACCUUCAUGUCCUAAAAUUUCUCCAGAUCCAAUUAAGCAGGAAAAUGUUACAAAUUAUAACUCUAACCCAGAUUCAUCUGCCCUUUAUCAAACUAGAUCUGGAAGAAAUGUGCGACCACCAGAUAGAUUAAAUUUGUGA